AUGGCGUUGAAUCUUGAGAAGCAACUGCUCUUCUAUGGCUCCUACCACCAUGACCCAAUCAACAUUGCGAUUCACAUAACCUGUGUCCCGCUACUGCUGCUGACGGGCUUCCUCUUCGGCACAAACAGCCCAUCGCUACCUAUGCCAGAGUGGCUUCCGAAUCCCUACCUGCCACUUAAUCUUGGCACCCUGGCUUGUGUCCUCUAUUCAUCACUUUACAUCCUGAUGGAGCCGGUCGCCGGAGGAAUGCUAGCACCGUUGCUCCUCGGCGCCACUGCCUACGCCAACCACUUGAAUUCAGAGUACGGCAUGAAAGCCAACUACAUCGCGAUCGGCGUGCACGUCUUCUCAUGGCUGACUCAGUUCGUUGGACAUGGUGUCUUUGAAGGACGGGCUCCAGCAUUACUAGACAACCUUGUCCAGGCUAUCUUUCUGGCUCCAUUCUUCGUCUGGCUGGAGAUCCUCUUCGCGUUCGGCUACAGACCGGAGCUCAAGUCUCGUUUGGACUCUGCGGUGCAGAAAGAAGUCGCAAAGUUCAAGGCUGAGAAGGAGUCAAAACGAGCAAAUGGCCACUCCAAGGCGAAUGGAGUGCCGAAUGGAAAGGCGAACUGA
Molecule: messenger RNA, 612 nt
Organism: Ramularia collo-cygni
Lineage: Eukaryota; Fungi; Ascomycota; Dothideomycetes; Mycosphaerellales; Mycosphaerellaceae
Product: probable DUF962 domain protein
Exons: 4
Coding region: 1-612 (203 amino acids)
Biological process (GO): sphingoid catabolic process
Cellular component (GO): endoplasmic reticulum
Source: RefSeq, a predicted model, not a curated record